AUGUCAAAUUCAACACCAUCUUCAUCUUCAUCUAAAAAUACAACACAAGCUCCACAAGCUUCUCCACCUCCUCCUCCUCCUUUUGCUCCUUCAUCAAGAGAAGCUGCACUUAUGGUUCAAUCGUCCGAGGAAUAUAAUCCUGAAGUUCCUCCAAUUCUUCCUCAUGAAAAAAUAUAUUCAAUUCAAGUUGGGUAUAGAUUAUAUCGAUUAAGUGGACUUUCAUUAUCAUCAGAUGCUCCAUCUUAUUUCACAAAAUUUUUCCAACAACCUGAAAAUGAAGAAAAAGUAUUAUUUUUCGAUCGUGAUCCACAAAUAUUUGAAAAAAUUUAUAAUCAUUUACAAGGUUAUCUGAUUAAUAUUGAAAAUGAUUAUAUAUUUAUGAAUUUAUGGUUAGAUUGUUUUUAUUUUGGAUUAAAAAAUUUACAAAAAAAUUUAAAUAAACAAGAUUAUUUUGCUAUAAUUGGUAAUGAAAAGUUUAGAAUCCCCAAAUCAUUAAUUAAUAUGCCUGGGAAUUCUCCUAAUUUUUUCACAAUUAAUUUUGAUCGUUUAUUAAUUGAUAAUAUUAAUGUUAUUGAAAAAAAUAAUAUGUUACGUCCUCCACCACAAACUUUCCCGCAAGUAAGUAAUCGAUCAAGUAAAUUAUUUGCUGAUUUAUUGGAAUUUUUCCGAGGUAAUCAUUUGAUUAUAAUGAAUGAUGAUCAUCGACAAUUAUUAAUUAAAGAGGCAAGAUAUUAUCGAUUUUUGGAAUUGGAACAACGAUUAAUUAAAUUUAAAAUCACUUAUCGUAAUGAAAUUGUCAUUAAUUUAAAUGAUAUAUCUCGUAAAGGUUUACAAAAUCCAUCAACAAAUUAUAAUAUUGAAUUAUCAUUAACUUAUUAUCGACCUUAUAUUAAAGAUGAAAUGACAAGAGAUUUAAUAUUUGAAUUAAAUUCUAAAGAUUUUGAUUGUCAAUCAGAAAUUAAAUUGAUUUUAAAUAAAUCAACGAAAUUACCCACAUUAAAAGUAACAAAUAAAGCAUGUCAUAAAUUACAUCAAGUAUUUAAAGAUUAUUUUAGUCACGUUCUAAAAGAUGAUAAAGAAUUACUUUUUUUCGUUGGAUUCAAUAAUUCAAAAACUUUUAUUAAUGGAAAAGAAAUGAAUUCAAAUUGGGUAAAUGAUAUAUUAGGUAUUAAAGAAGUAGAGAAGGAAGCUAAAGAAGAUGCGAAUAAGAGAGGUAAUGAUAAGAAGAGAAAACUUUCUGAAAAUGAUGACAACAACAAUGAAUCUGUUGAAUCUCUGGAGAUUGAUCAUCCUUCUCCUGGAUCAGGUGAAAUUAUUGAAAUUUGUUUAUCACGAUCUUUAUGGAAAGUAAUGAUGAGAGGACCAUUGGCAAGAUUGCAUGCUGUAACAUUAGAAGGAUUUACUAGAUCCAACGACACCCUAAUAGACUUUUUAUAA
Candida dubliniensis CD36 is the source of this 1437-nucleotide messenger RNA. RefSeq lists its product as uncharacterized. Lineage: Eukaryota; Fungi; Ascomycota; Pichiomycetes; Serinales; Debaryomycetaceae. The coding region runs from base 1 to 1437 and encodes 478 amino acids. The transcript has a single exon. The record is from RefSeq and is a predicted model, not a curated record.